AUGGUAAUGAUGCGCUACGUGCUGUGUAUCCUCGCUCUCCUGCUCUCAUGUGCGUGUGUGCACGUCCUCGCUGAGGAAGUGCCUGCCGCCGAUCUUUCCGACCAAGUCCCUGAUACGGAGAGUGAGACAAAGUGCCUUGAAGGUCAAACUCAAACUCCUGAAGGUGCUUGUCCUCCUACAGGACAACUACAAGCAACACAAAGCCCUAAAGGUACUCCUCUGUGCACUGAUGCUCCUGAAGCUUCUGCUAAUCUUCAGACAUGUCCUGAAAAGCAUGAAGCUCCUCCUGCUAAAGUACCUGAAGUACCAAAAGAGGUUGUUCCUGAGAAAAAAGUAACUGGUCCUCCUCCGAAAAACCCCGAAGUUCACCUUGAGCAGAAUACUUCUGAAAAUGAUAGUAACGGUCAAGGCGAAGAAGCCGGUCGUCCUGCUGGUCUGCAAGGUGAAGUUGGUGUGCAUGGUGCUGUUAUUCCGGUCGUAGAAGGUGAAGCUGAAGAUUCUGUGGACUCAGGUCAUCGUACUACAGGAGAAAAAGGUUCAGGAGCUGGUGAUGUUAGUGGUUCUUCUUCUACUACACAGGACAGUCCAACUCCUGCUUCUCCUGUUGAUGGGAGUAGUGUGGCUGCUGCUGACGGCCAAACUGGAAACAGCGGCAGCAGUCCAACAGGAGAAACUACAUCUACCCAAGGAGGUGAAGCAGCAGAAGAAACUUCUUCUGACUCUCCUACCAAUUCGGCUACAGGAAGUGCCGUUGGCGAUAAUGCUGCAUCGACUGAGAAUGGAAAUACUUCUGAAGGGAAUGAAUCAACAAAUAACCAAGAAGAAGUUGGAGGAAAUACAGAAACAACCACCACCACCACAACAACAACCACAACACUUCCUCCUGAACUCACAAACAACAAGAAGGGUGAUGCAGACAGCAGCAGCAGUAUCAGCAGUUCUGUGUGGGUUCGUGUGCCACUACUGAUUGUGGUUACACUGGCCUGUAUUCUUGUGUGCUGA
This is a messenger RNA of Trypanosoma theileri, 1002 nucleotides long. RefSeq lists its product as uncharacterized. The record is from RefSeq and is a predicted model, not a curated record. Bases 1 to 1002 code for a protein of 333 amino acids. The transcript has a single exon. NCBI's taxonomy places the organism in Eukaryota, Euglenozoa, Kinetoplastea, Trypanosomatida, Trypanosomatidae.